Molecule: messenger RNA, 3242 nt
Organism: Spodoptera litura
Lineage: Eukaryota; Metazoa; Arthropoda; Insecta; Lepidoptera; Noctuidae
Source: RefSeq, a predicted model, not a curated record
UUAUAAACCUUAUUACAAAGCGGUAAAGCCUAAGUCAGCCUUUACAAAUAUAAAGUACAUUUCCAUCGCACUUUGCUGAUACUGCAUUUCCGUCUAAUGCAUGGAAUUAAUAUAAUGAAAUAAAAAUCAGUUAGAUUCUGGACGCCGUCACACUAUCUAUUGUGCUCUGAGUAAUCUGAGUAUUAAGAGAGACAUUAUAGAGACAUUUCUUCAAGUUUACACUAAAACUAUAUGUGGUUGUGGUAAACAUAUUAAAGUGGUUCCGUAGAACAUUGUCUUUUAUUCUAAAAAAGGACAAACGGGGUCGGCCUACUAACAAAUUGGUGUCAGAAGUGGGAUUGUCAGAGACGAAGUCUUACGACGUUGAGUCAAAUAGACGCUGACAUCCUAAACCUACAGCCAUCACCCGUAUAAUUGAUCGACAGUAAGACUUGACCCAAGAUCAAGCCUGCGUCACUACUUGGACGACGGUCAGCCUCAGCUCUUCAGCCUGAGCCCGCUCCAGCCACAUCAAUAUUUGGACGACGGUCAGCCUCAGCUCUUUAGCUUGAGCCCGCUCCAGCCACAUCGACACUUGGAAGACAUACGGCCUCCACGGUGUAGUGUGAGUCCGCUCUAGACGGCAUCAACGACAUCAUAAACUCCAGGUCUAACUCAUCAACCAUCAAAUUCAAGAAAUUCCACAGUCAAUCAACCGAGUGACUGCCCAACUUACGACUGCAACGUGCCAGCGCCACGUGACUCCGGACUUCGGGUUUCUACUGCGCACCCGAUGAUGCAGGUACCAGCGGCAGCUAUCGUGAUACUAAUAAUGUGCUACCGCAGCACUACAUGCCUCAAUCAGGAAUCAAGCAUCAUCCCGAUCUAUCAUAGCCCCGGGAUUUACUUUGAACCUACAACCAAUAUUAAUUUUUACACUGAUCAUUGGAAAGUAAUCACCCACGUAGACUUAAUUUCUUUAGAACCUUAUCUUAAUAAAAUCGAAUCUCUGCUUCAAGAUACUCUAACAUUGUGCGACAAAAUUGUACCUAAAGAGGAUAGCACAUGCAAAGACAUGUCUAGCCCUAUCGAAGUCUUAUUACAGUCUAAUUCUAUCAAACUGCAAUCAUUAUCGUAUAUCAUUUCAAAUCAAUCAACAAAUAAAGUUAAGAGAUCUUUAGAAUUUGGAGGCGAAAUCUUAAAGUUCUUUUUCGGCACCUUAGAUGCAGAUGACGCCCGAAAAUAUGACGCUGCAAUAGAGUCAUGUAAAAAGAGUGAAACAGAAAUGUUUCAUUUAAUGAGAGAUAACAUUCACAUUGUCAAAUCCACUAUAAAUAAUUUCAACACUACUAUUUACAAACUUAAUCAAAACGAGAUUAAAUUAAAUGCCCAAAUUAAUCAGAUGAACAAAAUAUUCUCUCAAAUUACCAAAACAGAUAACUUAUUAUUAUACACCUCAAAGUUAAACAACCUUCUUAAUAUUAUCGAAGGCUCUUUACUCGCUAUUUCUAAUAUACUAGAUACUACUCUAAACUCUAUUUUAUUCUCUAAGGUUAAUGUACUACAUCCUAGUGUUAUAAGUCCUUUAAAUCUUUAUUUAGAAUUAAGUAGGCAUAGUAGCCAAAUAAACAAAAGGUUAGAUUUCCCUGUUUCUUUAUCGAUUCAAAAUAUUCAUUCUAUAAUUGAUGUUUCUGAAUUCAGUUCUUAUUACUAUAAUAAUAAGGUUAUUUUUAUAUUACGAAUCCCGCUAAUCACUCCUGAUAGGUUCAUGGCCUAUAAAAACAUACCGUUACCUACACCUCAUGAUGACUCACAUAAUACAUAUGCUUUGAUUCAACCUUCUAAUUCUUAUAUUGCAUUAAGUGAUGACAGAUUACAUUAUGCUAUGUUGGACACUCUCGAUAAAUGUAAAAUGAUUAAUAAUAAUCUUUCUAUCUGUGAACUAAAUACUAUAUACUCAUGUAUAACAAACCCUAAUUGUGAAUCUAAAAUCUUAACUGAAGUAACGUUGUCAUUACCUACAGAAUGUGAUGCUAAAUUAUUGUAUGGUCAAAUUGAUAUUUGGCAAAAAUUAAGAAAUAACAAAUGGAUAUAUGUUCAAUCAAAUACAAAUAAAUUGACUAUUAAGUGUGAUGAAAAUAUUGAUGAUCAUUCAAUCACUGGUACAGGAAUUGUAAAAUUGUCACCUAAUUGUAUUGGAUAUUCAAAAACAAUUCAGUUAAUACCUACUAGUUCUUAUUCUUUAAUUACUAAGUCUCCUUUAGAUAUAAGAUUUGAUAUAACAACAGAUGAUUGUUGUAAGAAGGACAUAUUUAAUAAAAGUUUACCGCAGUUGUCGCCAAUCUCUUUGAGUAAAAUUAACUUAGAUUCUCUCAAAUAUGCAACACAUCAGAUGGAUAACCUAGAACAGGAACUGAACAAUUUGGAAAAGGAAUCUCAUUUUAUUAAAUAUGGUCCUUACUACUCUACAUUUACUUACAUUUUAAUUGUGUGUUUAAUUUUAUAUAUAGCUUAUAAAUUAUAUAAAUGUUUUAAGAGUAAACACUCUUCCAACGGUGGAUGUUGUGUGAAAAUCUUUAAUCAAUGUUAUAAUCAAAAAUCUAAACGUAAAUCUAACUUUUCAAAUAGCAUUGAGAUGACGGAAGUGUCUUCCUCCACUGAAGAAGACAAUAAGUCUGUUCAGUCUUUGCCUGUCUCAUAUCCAAAUUAUAAAUCUACUAGUAAAGUUAAUAAAGUCAGAUUUUCAUCAAACAGAAACCUUAACUUUUAAGAUAAUGUAAACCUUUUUAAUUAGUAUAUUAUUUUAUUUGGGUACUUAAUGUAACUUAAUUAUUAAUUACUAUUUUGUAAAAUGUGUUAAAUGUCUCCCUUAAUGCUUACAUCUUCAACAUUGUAAAACUGCGCUUCAUCUUAACGAGAUAAAGCUUCGUUUAAGAGGGGGAGCUGUUAUAAACCUUAUUACAAAGCGGUAAAGCCUAAGUCAGCCUUUACAAAUAUAAAGUACAUUUCCAUCGCACUUUGCUGAUACUGCAUUUCCGUCUAAUGCAUGGAAUUAAUAUAAUGAAAUAAAAAUCAGUUAGAUUCUGGACGCCGUCACACUAUCUAUUGUGCUCUGAGUAAUCUGAGUAUUAAGAGAGACAUUAUAGAGACAUUUCUUCAAGUUUACACUAAAACUAUAUGUGGUUGUGGUAAACAUAUUAAAGUGGUUCCGUAGAACAUUGUCUUUUAUUCUAAAAAGGGACAAACGGGGUCGGCCUACUAAC